GCACAUUGGAGCAGAGCUCGUGUUUUGACGAUGAGAACUUCGACACACUCAGCACCAAGUGUGCACUACACUCAUCCAAACUACUGAAGAAACCAGACCAAUCACGCGCAGUCAUCGCCUGCUCACACUUAUUCUGGUCAGGCGUCACUACGGAAAGUGACGGCGAG
Messenger RNA from Sphaeroforma arctica JP610, 167 nucleotides. RefSeq lists its product as hypothetical. The transcript has a single exon. The record is from RefSeq and is a predicted model, not a curated record. Gene Ontology annotation, biological process: retrograde transport, endosome to Golgi; intracellular protein transport. Lineage: Eukaryota; Ichthyosporea; Ichthyophonida. Gene Ontology annotation, cellular component: retromer complex; retromer, cargo-selective complex; late endosome. The annotation marks the transcript as partial.